Messenger RNA from Penicillium arizonense, 705 nucleotides. RefSeq lists its product as uncharacterized. Lineage: Eukaryota; Fungi; Ascomycota; Eurotiomycetes; Eurotiales; Aspergillaceae. The transcript has a single exon. The record is from RefSeq and is a predicted model, not a curated record. The coding region runs from base 1 to 705 and encodes 234 amino acids.
AUGGGAGAACCAAGCAUCAGCUUUGAAGAGACAGGUGCUACUAUCAAUGAUCCAGCAGCGGAAAUGGCCGAGCCCAGCGAAUUGAAGAUGCAAGAGGCUUAUCAGCGAUAUGAUUCGGAACGGGACAGACGACUGCGACCAGACGGUUUCACGCAGUACGUGGACUUCGUUGAUGAACCUGCAGCAGACCUUCGGCCAGCAGAGAAGAUUGUGACCAACGAUAAUCUGAACCAGCAAAAGGAUUUCCGAGUUCUCAUUGUUGGUGCUGGCUUCGGGGGACUACUAUUCGCAGUUCGUCUACUUCAAACUGGCUUUUGCCAGCCCGAUGAAAUACUGCUUGUGGACAAAACUGGUGGCUUCGGAGGAACAUGGUGGUGGAAUAAAUAUCCUGGCUUGACUUGUGAUGUUGAAAGUUACAUCUGCAUGCCCUUGCUGGAGGAGACGAACUACACGCCCUCGCACAAAUAUGUCUCCGGGAUCGAGUUGAAAGAGCACGCGGAACGAAUCGCCAAUCAAUGGAACCUCAAGAAACGGGCCUUCUUCGGAACCGAAGUCGAUAAAAUGGAUUGGAAUAAUGAGGAUGCCCAAUGGAGAGUACACAUAACAAAGAAUAAUAACUUACCUACGAUUCUGAAAUCAGAUAUUGUCAUCAUGGCCAACGGCCUGCUGGACUUCCCAAAGAUACCCAAAGCUGAAUGGCCUUGA